Molecule: messenger RNA, 3349 nt
Organism: Menidia menidia (Atlantic silverside)
Lineage: Eukaryota; Metazoa; Chordata; Actinopteri; Atheriniformes; Atherinopsidae
Source: the annotation of a GenBank genome assembly
AGUGCUUCGUAAGCCCAUCCAGCAGAGGAUCAUGAGCAGCUGAGACUCGGGGUUUUUCGACAGGAGGGCAGGAUGGGCAGGCAGAGGAAGAGGGUGGUGACGGGUGAAACUACACCUCUACCAAGGAAAGAUGAGAGGCCCUCUGCAUUCCACCGCAAGGACAAGAAAAAGAAAACGGACAUAGGAAAAGUGUUCAUAAACAUUUCCAUUGGCCUCUGCAUAUUAAGCCUCAUCUGGUUCUUUUAUGCCAUAUACAUGCGGUCCAAUCUGGCAAAACGAGUGGUGACUCUUCACCCAGCUCCUAAAGUUCUCGAUCCAAACAGCAGCAGUUCGAAAGAGUCACCGAAGAGGUUCUGGGGCUCGUACAGGCCUCAGGUGUACUUUGGCAUGAAAACCAGGAGUCCAAGGUCCCUUGUGACAGGAAUGAUGUGGAUGCGUCAGUUUUCGGACACAGACGUGAACUUGAGGCACACCUGCGAGCAGGGGGAUCAUUUGAAAAGCUACGGUUGGCUGAUGCAUGACGGACUUUCCUUUGGCGUCCAAGAAAUCCAAGAUGAGGGCUUCACGCUAACCACAGAGUUUGUUAAGAGGAUGGGAGGGGAUCAUGGAGGAGACUGGACCUGGAGGAUCACAGCCAAACAGCAGAGCAAUGCCCCCCAGCCACCAGUCAUAUCCCUGAUGUUUUACGCUGCCGCGGACACUCAGGGCUCAAUGCAGGCUCACGUGGAGGACAGGAGUCGCCUCGCCUCUAUAAGCGGUUUCUCGGAGGAGCUCGGGAGCUUUAAGAUCACAAUCAGGAAGCCUGUUACUGGGGAGUUAUCCAGCGCUAAAUAUGCGAGCUACAACUAUCUUCAGACAGUCUCUCCUGGCUUGGAAAAGCUAACCAACAUAGUGAAGCUCAGCCUGAGCCGCAGGUUUGUCUACAGCCCUCCGUCUGGUGAGAAAAGGCAUUACAUUGCUGUCGACACAUACAAACCCCCCCACCACCAAAACCAGCAGAAACCCGCUGACACGAGGACAGAAAGUGACUUCGUGCUUCACCAGGUGACCGUUCAGACACCCUUCCAGAUUGAAGUUCUCUUUGAGUCAGGGAGCUUCUCUAACCGUCCCAACCAGCUGGUGGGGUCCGUCAUGAGCGAAGAGCUGGAGAAGAGGAAGACCGAGUUUAAUGCGAAGUUUGAGAGGAUUUUUGGCCUUGAGGCCAAAGGUUUUGGUCCGGGACAAGUGAAAUUUGCCAAAGCAGCACUCGGCAACAUGCUAGGUGGGAUGGGUUACUUCUAUGGCGAGUCGGUGGUGCAGUCGGUCUACAACGAGUACCCACUCCUGUACCCCGACGGGGCGCUGUACACCGCCGUCCCCUCGCGCUCCUUCUUUCCCAGAGGCUUCCUCUGGGAUGAGGGCUUCCAUCAGCUGCUGCUGAGUAAGUGGGACCCGCAGGUGACGAGGGAGUCCAUUGCCCACUGGAUUGACCUAAUGAAUGUGGAGGGCUGGAUUCCCCGUGAGCAGAUCCUGGGCGAUGAGGCUCGCAGCAAAGUCCCAGCGGAAUUCAUUGUUCAGCACAACGAGAAUGCAAAUCCGCCCACUCUCUUCCUGGCCCUGCAGGAGCUGAUCGAGCAGCUCUCUUCAAACCCCGCCGGGGCAGACGCCCAGCCGACCCUGCCCUUCCUCCGGAGGCUUUUCCCCAGGCUUAAAACCUGGUUUGAGUGGUACAACACCUCUCAGACGGGGCUCCUCCCCAAUUCUUACCGGUGGCGUGGGCGUGACAAGGACACCAAUCUGUUCCUCAAUCCCAAGACCCUGACCUCCGGGCUGGACGACUACCCACGGGCCUCCCACCCCUCGGCCGAUGAGAGGCACGUGGAUUUGCACUGCUGGAUGGCCCUGUCCUCGGGCAUCAUGGCAAGCAUUGCCCAGCUCUUAGGGGAGCCCCAUCAGGACUACAAGGCCUCGCACGACGUGCUCAGCGACAACGAGCGGCUGGACGAGCUGCACUGGUCCGAUCAGCUCCGGGCUUUCAGCGACUUCGGCAACCACACGCAGUCGGUGUCCUUACAGCGGGAAAAGGUGUACGUGCCCCCCGGACAGCCCCGCCACCAGUUCCCCGUGGCGCGCCUGGUCCGCUCCGUCCACAGGGCGCCAAAGCUGCAGUACGUGAACGCCCUGGGCUACGUCAGCCUCUUCCCAUUCUUGCUGCAAGUCCUCCAGCCCGACUCGCCCAAACUGGAGCAUAUAUUCCGAGACAUGAGAGACCCCAAAAAGCUGUGGACGCCCUACGGCCUGCGCUCCCUCUCCAAGGCCGACCCUCUAUAUAUGCAGCGAAACACAGAACACGACGCCCCCUACUGGAGAGGACCAAUAUGGAUCAACAUCAAUUACUUAGCUGUCAGGGCCCUCCACCACUACGGCAACACAGCGGGGCCAUACCGAGAGAAGGCAGCUGCUCUUUAUGAGGAACUCAGGACUAACAUUGUCAAUAAUGUUUUUAGUCAGUACGUUGACACAGGGUAUAUCUGGGAACAGUACAAUGACGGGACUGGACGGGGCCAGGGCAGCCACCCUUUCACCGGCUGGUCUGCCCUGACCGUAUUAAUGAUGGCUGAGCAGUACUAAUGCUGCUCGUUUGAUCGAAUCGCUACUUGCGAUACCUGCCAUCUAUUUGUGUGGAAGCGAUCGGAUCAACUUGUACUUGUAAAGUGUAUAAAUGUAGUCCGGUUAAAAAAAGGCUGAGAAUAUUCAGGUGUGAAAAUCGCGUCUCCAGUCAUCACAUUUUCGCAUAAGCCAUUCGAUUAGACUCAACGGUCUUCGCACAUGAGCUCUGAAAGGGUCAUUUCCAAGAUGUGCGAGAGCAGCUUUUCCAUCUUUGCUUCAUGAUGAGCCAAGUUCUGCCAAGCUCCGCCGUGUCAGUCUGUGUUUUGCCUCAUGGAAAAAUAUUUGUGACGUCUUCGAUGACCUGCUACUUUGCUCCAGCACCCUUAAAAUGCCAAAAUUGAGGAUUCCUUUGAAAUGCGGCUCUCAGAAGGAGGACUCAUGCUUCCAGGUUAAAUUGUGUUAUGGUUGAACGGGUACCGGUUUGCUGCAGGUUUUUUUGCGGGUUAUUAUUCAAGAUGGGCUUUUCACUUGACAAAUAAAAGCCACCAUAUGUAACUGUGCCAUUUUUGUCAUGGAUCUAUACUGUCUUUUAAUGUCUUAAUGAUCGAUCAUUUUGAUAUGCGAGCGCUCCUGUUCUGUGCCGCUGCACUUUUCUUAAAUUACUGCUCCCAAAGGCAGACAUAUUGAUUUGUCUCGCAGGAAAAACAAUGACUGUUUAAAUUUGAUUUGUUUUGUCAAAAACAAUAAAUUGUUUAAAUAC